Molecule: messenger RNA, 4623 nt
Organism: Penicillium cinerascens
Lineage: Eukaryota; Fungi; Ascomycota; Eurotiomycetes; Eurotiales; Aspergillaceae
Product: ATP-binding cassette glutathione S-conjugate transporter YCF1
Exons: 5
Coding region: 1-4623 (1540 amino acids)
Biological process (GO): transmembrane transport
Cellular component (GO): membrane
Molecular function (GO): ABC-type transporter activity; ATP hydrolysis activity; ATP binding
Source: RefSeq, a predicted model, not a curated record
AUGUUAGAUGGCUAUUCCCAGGCGGUGCUCGGGGGCUCCGAUCCUGGAGAAUCCCUGCAGUCGCCCCUCGUAUCGGCUUUCGAUCACCGCAAGCAGUCCUUCUGCACCGAUCCCGAGGGCUGGGGUCCCCUCAGUCCGACAGGCUUCCAUCUGACUCCAUGCUUCAUUGACGUGGGCGUGGCUGCGGUCGCCGUGUGGGGGAUGUUGUCCGGCGCUGGCGCGCUGUACCUCUUGCUGAAGAAGCGUAUUCCGCAGCCCGUCUCGAAGAAUUGGCACUUCUACGCCAAGCUGGUUGUUCUCGCCUCGCUGAUCUUUGUCACCGCUCUUCAAGCAGCCCUUCAAGCCGAGACCCAGCCGAAAACUUUCUGGACCGACUUCCGUUUCUGGUCUUCGCUCGCGACUCUCGGCUCUCUGGGUGUGAUCUAUGUGGUGCAAUAUUAUGAACAUUGGCGGAGCCGGCAACCGAACGGCGUCGUCUUGUUCUACUGGCUCUUCUUCAUCAUCGUCUAUGGCAUCAAGCUACAAUCCCUCGUCGUGCGGAAGGAUUACAUCCACCACCUCCCGUAUUUCGUCCUCAUCAAUAUCAGCUUGGGCUUGGCAUUGUUCGAGUUUGUCUUGGAGUACCUCGUUCCGAAAAAGCAGAGCGCCUAUGAUGCGCUGGGUGAUGAAGAUGAAUGUCCGUACAACUAUGCGGAUAUCUUUUCGGUUCUCACCUUCAGCUGGAUGACGCCUUUGAUGAAGUUCGGAUACAAGAACUAUCUGACCCAGGAUGAUUUGUGGAACCUCCGUCGUCGUGACACUACCCGCGUCACGCUCGAUGACCUGAACGAGGCUUGGGAGGAACAACUGCAGACGAGGAAGCCGUCUCUAUGGAUUGCCCUCUUCAAGGCGUUUGGUGGCCCAUACCUCCGUGGUGCCAUUAUCAAGUCGGGUAGUGACACGCUCGCUUUUGUCCAGCCGCAGCUGUUGCGGUAUUUAAUCUCCUUUAUCGAUUCGUACCGGCGCCCUGACCCCCAGCCAGUCAUCCGAGGUGUGGCAAUUGCGCUGGCAAUGUUCCUUGUCUCGGUCGUCCAGACCAGCUGUCUCCACCAAUACUUCCAGCGAGCCUUCGACACUGGCAUGCGGGUGAAGUCGUCUUUGACUGCCCUCAUUUAUUCCAAGGCGUUGCGGUUGUCGAGUGAGGGUCGUAUGUCUAAGACCACUGGUGAUAUUGUAAAUCACAUGGCUGUCGAUCAACAGCGACUGUCUGAUUUGACCCAGUUUGGCACACAACUCUUGUCUGCCCCUUUCCAGAUUGUUCUGUGCAUGUUAUCACUCUACCAGCUGGUAGGACCUAGCAUGUUCGCCGGUGUCGGUGUUAUGAUCCUCAUGAUACCUCUGAACGGAGUCAUUGCGCGCAUGAUGAAGAAACUGCAGAUCAUUCAGAUGAAGAACAAGGAUUCAAGGACACGUCUGAUGACUGAGAUUUUGAAUAACAUCAAGAGCAUCAAGCUAUAUGCAUGGAACACAGCUUUCAUGAAUAAGCUUAGCCACAUUCGAAACGAUUUGGAGCUCAACACCCUCCGCAAAAUCGGAGCUACUCAAUCAAUUGCCAACUUCACCUGGCAGUCGACCCCUUUCCUAGUAUCAUGCUCAACAUUCACCGUCUUUGUCUUGACUAGCGACCGUCCUCUGACUACCGAAAUCGUCUUCCCUGCCUUGACUCUUUUCAACCUUCUGACGUUCCCUCUUUCCAUUCUGCCUAUGGUUAUCACCUCUGUCAUCGAGUCUACUGUGGCUGUGCAGCGAUUGAUGGACUACUUCACCUCCGAAGAGUUGCAGACCGAUGCGGUUGUCUUUGAGGACCCCGUGGAACAUACCGGCGACGAGUCUGUUCGCCUUCGUGACGCUUCGUUUACCUGGAACCGCCACGCUGGAACCAAUGUCCUGGAGAAUAUUAACCUGAGUGCUCGCAAGGGUGAACUCAGCUGCAUCGUUGGUCGUGUUGGAGCCGGGAAGUCUUCACUUCUUCAAUCGAUAUUGGGUGAACUUUAUAAAAAUGAGGGUGAGGUCAUCGUCCGUGGUCGUGUCGCGUAUGUCGCGCAAGCACCAUGGGUUAUGAACGCGAGCGUACGGGAGAACAUCGUGUUUGGACACCGAUGGGAUCCAGCCUUCUACGACCUUACUGUUGAGGCCUGUGCCCUGCUGGAUGAUUUCAAGAACCUGCCAGACAGUGACCAAACCGAAGUUGGCGAACGUGGCAUCUCACUCUCCGGAGGACAGAAGGCACGUUUGAACCUUGCCCGUGCAGUGUACGCUCGUGCCGACAUCUACCUGCUUGACGAUGUUCUUUCGGCAGUUGACCAACAUGUCGGACGCCAUAUCAUCAACAAGGUGCUCGGCCCCACUGGUAUUCUCAACGGUAAAACCAGGAUCCUGGCCACCAAUGCUAUCACAAUCCUCAAGGAGGCUAAUUUCAUCGGUCUGAUCCGCGACAAGACUAUCAUUGAGAAGGGCACCUACGAGCAGCUCAUGGCCAUGAAGGGUGAGAUUUCCAACCUUGUCCGGACCAACCUGGUGGAUUCAUCAGAUGACGAUCGUGAUGCCAGCGGCUCUGAGGAUGGCCUUGCGAGCCCUGAGAGCUCCGAUGAGACUACGGUUAUCGCCAAUGAAGAGGACUCGGAUAGCGAAGAUUUGGAACAGCCAGGCUCCCUUGUCCCCAUCAAGAGCGGCCACAAUCCUCAAAGGAAGACCAGUCAUGUCACUCUUCGUCGGGCUAGCACCGCCAGCUGGCAGGGCCCGAGGCGCAAGCUCGGGGACGAGGAAAACAUCCUCAAGUCCAAGCAAACCCAGGAAACAUCUGAGCAGGGUAAGGUUAAAUGGAGUGUCUAUGGCGAAUACGCCAAGGACAGCAACAUUGUGGCAGUUGGUUUCUACUUGUUUGCUCUUCUGGCCGGACAGACCGCCCAGGUGCUCGCUAACUUCUGGCUGAAGAGCUGGACUCAGUACAACGAGGAACACGGCAGCAACGAGAACGUCGGCAAGUUCAUUGGUAUCUACCUCGCAUUUGGUCUGGGAUCAUCGCUUCUGGUCAUCUUCCAGAACUUGAUUCUGUGGAUUUUCUGCUCGAUCGAGGCCUCCCGAAAGCUUCACGAGCGAAUGGCUUUUGCAAUCUUCCGCUCUCCUAUGAACUUCUUCGAGACUACUCCUUCGGGUCGUAUUCUCAACCGAUUCUCUAGCGACAUCUACCGUGUAGAUGAGGUUCUUGCCCGCACAUUCAACAUGCUCUUCGCCAACUCUGCUCGUGCGAUUUUUACGAUGGUCGUUAUUGCGUCGUCGACCCCAGCCUUCCUGCUGUUCGUCGUCCCGUUGGCCUAUGUUUAUCUUAGCUACCAGAAGUACUACUUGCGAACCUCGCGUGAGCUCAAGCGCCUGGACAGUGUUACUCGGAGUCCUAUCUACGCUCAUUUCCAGGAAUCUCUGGGUGGUAUCUCCACCAUCCGCGCCUACCGACAGCAGGAACGAUUUGCUCUCGAGAACGAGUGGCGUAUGGAUGCCAACUUGCGAGCUUACUUCCCCUCUAUCAGCGCUAACCGCUGGCUCGCUGUACGACUUGAAUUCCUUGGUUCGAUCAUUAUUCUGGCCUCUGCAGGUCUUGCCAUCGCCUCUGUUGCCGCCGGCACCCGUCUUGCGCCAGGCAUGGUCGGUCUGGCUAUGUCUUAUGCUCUCCAGAUCACGCAGUCUUUGAAUUGGAUCGUCCGUCAGACCGUCGAAGUUGAGACAAACAUUGUAUCCGUUGAGCGUGUUCUCGAGUACGCCAAUCUUCCUAGCGAGGCGCCCGAGGUUAUCUUCAAGCGUCGUCCUGCUAUCGGUUGGCCUGCUCAGGGUGCUGUUUCUUUCAAGAACUACAGCACUCGUUACCGUGAGGGUCUUGACUUGGUGCUGAAGGACAUUGACCUUGACAUCAAGCCUCACGAGAAGAUUGGCGUCGUUGGCCGGACGGGUGCCGGAAAGAGUUCUCUUACACUGGCUCUCUUCCGAAUCAUCGAGCCUGCCAAUGGUACCAUUAGCAUUGACGAUCUCGAUGUCUCUUCCAUUGGCCUGUUUGAUCUUCGUGGUCGCCUCGCCAUCAUUCCCCAGGACCCUGCCAUGUUCGAAGGCACCCUGCGCGACAACUUGGAUCCCCGCCAUGUUCAUGAUGAUACCGAGCUUUGGAGCGUGCUAGACCAUGCGAAAUUGAAGGAGCAUGUCUCCCAGAUGGAAGGCCAACUCGAUACAGAGAUCCAGGAAGGAGGAUCCAAUUUGAGUCAAGGACAGCGCCAGCUGGUCUCUCUCGCCCGGGCCUUGUUGACGCCCAGCAACAUCCUUGUUCUGGACGAGGCAACCGCCGCGGUUGACGUGGAGACGGAUGCGUUGCUCCAGCGCACUCUGCGCAGCAGCAUCUUCCAAGAUCGAACGAUCAUUACGAUCGCGCACCGGAUCAACACGAUCAUCGACUCGGAUCGAAUCGUUGUUCUAGAAAAGGGCCGUGUGGCGGAAUUCGACACGCCAGCCGAGCUGAUCAAGCAACGCGGUCGCUUCUACGAGCUUGCCAAGGAGGCAGGCUUGAUUGACGGCGACGGCCUCGCCAGUUCACAAAUCUAG